Penicillium macrosclerotiorum is the source of this 204-nucleotide messenger RNA. RefSeq lists its product as uncharacterized. The record is from RefSeq and is a predicted model, not a curated record. The coding region runs from base 1 to 204 and encodes 67 amino acids. Lineage: Eukaryota; Fungi; Ascomycota; Eurotiomycetes; Eurotiales; Aspergillaceae. The transcript has a single exon.
AUGCUGAUCAUGGUUGAUCGUUCUCUGCCGCUUGUUCUACAACUGGUUUGCGGAACAACGGAGCGUGCUGUCAAGGCGCAGAAGAUGGCAGGGCGGGACGUGAAGAAGAUCCGCCCACUCAGACAAAACGCCGAUGACCCCCCGGAUGACACCCCCAUCACGCUAAAGACGACUGUGACUGGCGGGAAUCAUGUCCGUGCGUAG